UGCCCCCACCCUUCAACUUCCCUUGUCCUCACACAUUAGACCCUCAGCUGCCUAAGCUCCACAUCUCUCUCCUCCAUUGAUAAUGUUUAGAGUUAUACUAAACCUUUUUCUCUUAUUCCUUUUGUUUCAGUUUCGAUCUAACAAUGCUUCUUCCCCUACAGCACAAACUCUUGAGCUGCAAAAUCCUAACUACUUCAACCCAAAGCUGCCGCCUAUGACACUCUCUUCCUCAAAAAAGUUCGAGGGAUCAUCAGACCUGGUAAACCUCCGUUACCAUAUGGGUCCAGUUCUCUCUUCUCCGAUCAAUAUCUACCUCAUUUGGUACGGCAAGUGGGCCCCAUCACAGCAACUCCUCAUUAAAGACUUCCUUCUCUCCGUUUCCACUUUCAACCACCGCGCUGCUCCUUCUCCUUCCGUCGCGGAGUGGUGGAGCACAGUGUCCUUGUACACUGACCAGACCGGAGCUAACAUCUCCCGCUCCGUACUCAUCGCCGGGGAAUACUCUGACAAUAAGUAUUCUCAGGGGAAAAACCUUAAUCGUCUCUCCAUUCAAGACGUCAUCGCCGAAGCCGUUCGAUCAAAACCGUUCACCGUCGAUCAUAAAAAAGGGAUCUACCUCGUGUUAACUUCAGUCGACGUUACGAUGCAGGACUUUUGUCGAGCAGUUUGUGGGUUUCACUACUUCACCUUCGCAUCGAAAGUGGGUUACACGCUUCCGUACGCUUGGGUCGGCAACUCCGGGAAGCAAUGUCCCGAAGUUUGUGCGUAUCCAUUCGCGGUGCCGGGGUACAUGGGAGGAGGUGGGCCCGGGGCACUGAAAUCACCAAACGGAGACGUCGGAGUAGACGGCAUGAUUAGCGUAAUAGGUCACGAACUAGCUGAGCUAUCAUCAAAUCCGUUAGUGAAUGCGUGGUAUGCAGGGGAAGAUCCCGUUGCGCCGACGGAGAUUGGGGAUUUGUGUGAGGGAUUGUAUGGUACAGGGGGUGGGGGUGGGUACAUUGGACAGGUAAUGAAGGAUAGAGAUGGCCGGACUUAUAAUUUGAACGGACGGAGAGGAAGGAAGUUUUUGGUUCAGUGGAUUUGGAGCCCUGUUCUUAAAGCCUGUGCUGGUCCCAACGCCAUGGAUUAGAGAGCACAAGAAUCUGUGGAUUGUUUAGCUAAACUCCAUAAAGUUUGAAAAAUAAAACAAAAAUGGAGGAAAAAAGAAAGAUGCUCCAAUUUCAUACUACAAUUUUCUGACUGUGCAUUGAUAAGUAAAUUCCUCCAUUAGCUCAGCUGAGAAGACUAUCUCAAGAAAGGGGAAGAAAAUCCAAAAAUGAACGAUUGCCCACUGUUGUCGGCGUAUCGGUUGCUUUUGGUGAUGAGAAUUGUUACUUUCUUUUUAAAAUUUUUUUUGUAUGGAUUUAUUUUCAUUAAUCGUUUUUUUUAGAUGUAAAAAGAGGAUAUUUAUUAAACUUCUUGGGGAUUCCUAAUACGCAGUAAAUUUAUUAGAGACAAGAUUUUUAUGUUGCAAUAAUGUAGUACUAUGUAUUAUUUUCUCUGAUGGAGCUCAACUUUUAAAAGUCAAAUUUUUAAUUUU
Nicotiana tabacum (common tobacco) is the source of this 1579-nucleotide messenger RNA. RefSeq names its product protein EXORDIUM-like 5. NCBI's taxonomy places the organism in Eukaryota, Viridiplantae, Streptophyta, Magnoliopsida, Solanales, Solanaceae. The record is from RefSeq and is a predicted model, not a curated record.